AUGUCAAGAUGUCCCAACGGCACCAAGUGUUUCCACAACAAGACGGGGGUCAGAAGUGAAGAACAAGCUUAUUUCCGCCUUUCCCCACCAGCUCCGGAGCCGACGCUAUUUUUCCACCCGAGGGGACACACGAGACUUCAGCAGGACACCGGGGCCGGGAAGGAGGCGAGGGCCUCACCGGGGCCGGCCCCUGACCUCGGGGGGAAAAGGGACCGGGGAAGAACCGGCCCUAAGCGGAGGGAAGGGACCGGUCCUGAGGUGGGGGGGGACGACGACGCCGGCUCUGAGGGGAAGGGGGGACCCGACCCUGAGGGGGAAAAUGUCACCACCCAGCCCGACAUCUCUGCAGAAAGCACCAGUGACCUCUUGGUCACCUCCUUCCUCGGCUGCACCCUGGCCACCAUGUGCGUGGUUGGGCUGGUGGGAAACAUCUACACACUGGUGGUCGUCACCGUCUCCACAAGGUGCCCCAUCUCCAUGUACAUCGUCACCUUGGCCCCAGCCAAUCUUCUGUACUUACCCGCCAUCCCCUUUGUGGUCUGCACAUACUUCGUGCAGGACUGGUACUUGGGAGACCGGGGCUGCAGGUUCCUCUUCAGCCUCAACCUCCUCACCAUGCAUACCAGCAUCUUCAUCCUCACCAUCACGAGCACCACUGUGGCCGUCAUCAGGCCUCUGGACACCCUGUGCAGGUCAAGGGACCACCAGUGGGUGGUCACCUGCCUGGUGUGGCUGGUGGCCUUCCUCCUCGCCAUGAUCCUCGUCGACCUGCACACCAGCCACCGCAAUGGGGUGACCAAGUGUGUUGUGGCAGGGUCUCCCUCGCUCUCCAGGAAUAUUCCUCUCCCCGCUCCCUGCAUGGCGACCGCUGUGGCUCAGCCCAUAUGGUUUCCAGCCGCAGCCUGA
Molecule: messenger RNA, 906 nt
Organism: Chroicocephalus ridibundus (black-headed gull)
Lineage: Eukaryota; Metazoa; Chordata; Aves; Charadriiformes; Laridae
Product: urotensin-2 receptor-like
Biological process (GO): neuropeptide signaling pathway
Cellular component (GO): plasma membrane
Molecular function (GO): urotensin II receptor activity
Source: RefSeq, a predicted model, not a curated record